Molecule: messenger RNA, 3328 nt
Organism: Westerdykella ornata
Lineage: Eukaryota; Fungi; Ascomycota; Dothideomycetes; Pleosporales; Sporormiaceae
Product: P-loop containing nucleoside triphosphate hydrolase protein
Exons: 6
Coding region: 400-2931 (843 amino acids)
Biological process (GO): translational elongation
Cellular component (GO): ribonucleoprotein complex; cytosol
Molecular function (GO): GTPase activity; ribosome binding; GTP binding
Source: RefSeq, a predicted model, not a curated record
CUCGUCCUGUGAGGAACACAGGGUAAAUUAUGCGUGCAGCCGCCCUUCUUCUUCAGUUGCCUCGCUGAGUGGCGGGAGGCGGGCGAGCCAGGGCUAUCUGUGAAGUCCAAAAAUAUUAAUAAGCGAGCCCCACGUUCCGACACACUUCAGUGGUGUGGUUGAAAAGCUGCUUUCCCCUCCCAGCACCCUCUCCCUCUUUUUCUGCUCGCAGUCCCCUCACGCCAAACCGUCGCAAGAGGCCCUCAAGAGCGCGCCCUGCAACUGACUGGUCUGCACAGCUGGAGCAUCUGGCACUCCUUCUCGUGCUCCACUCGACUCUUCCAAACGACCUCCAAAGCGGGUUAACCUCAUUCCACCACCAAAUUUUCACAGAAGACUACACCUCUCAACACCGCCAAAAUGGUCAACUUCACGGUUGAGGAGAUCCGUGCCUUGAUGGACAAUCCGCUUAACAUCCGGAACAUGUCCGUCAUUGCUCACGUCGAUCACGGAAAAUCUACCCUCACCGACUCUCUCGUCCAGCGUGCUGGUAUCAUUUCUGCAGCGAAAGCCGGAGAAGCACGAUUCACGGAUACUCGAGCAGACGAGCAGGAGCGUGGUGUGACGAUCAAGUCCACUGCCAUUUCCCUCUAUGCUCAGCUCAACGACCCAGAGGAUCUGAAAGACGUUCCCGGCAAGGUUGAGAAGAACGACUUCUUGAUCAACUUGAUCGACUCUCCCGGUCACGUUGACUUCUCUUCCGAAGUCACUGCUGCGCUCCGUGUCACCGACGGUGCCCUCGUUGUCGUCGAUACUGUAGAAGGUGUCUGCGUCCAGACCGAAACCGUGCUCCGCCAGGCUCUCGGUGAGCGCAUCAAGCCCGUCGUCAUCAUCAACAAGGUCGACCGUGCCCUUCUCGAGCUCCAAGUCACCAAGGAGGAUCUGUACCAGAACUUCUCCCGUGUCAUUGAGUCCGUCAACGUCGUCAUCGCUACCUACUAUGACAAGGCCCUUGGUGACUGCCAGGUCUACCCCGACAAGGGUACCAUCGCCUUUGGCUCCGGUCUGCACGGCUGGGCUUUCACUGUCCGCCAGUUCGCUUCUCGUUAUGCCAAGAAGUUUGGCGUUGACAAGAACAAGAUGAUGGAGCGCCUCUGGGGUGACAGCUACUUCAACCCCAAGACCAAGAAGUGGACCAAGAACGGCACCUACGAGGGCCAGCAGCUCGAGCGUGCUUUCAAUCAGUUCAUCUUGGACCCCAUCUUCAGGGUGUUCAAUGCGGUCAUGAACUUCAAGACGGACGAGAUCCCCAAGCUUCUCGAGAAGCUCGAGAUCAAGCUUAGCUCUGACGAGAAAGAUCUGGAGGGCAAGCAGCUCCUCAAGGUGGUCAUGAGGAAAUUCCUUCCUGCCGCUGAUGCUCUUUUGGAGAUGAUGAUUCUCCACCUUCCUUCCCCUGUUACUGCCCAGAAGUACCGCAUGGAGACUCUGUAUGAGGGUCCCCAUGAUGAUGUCAACGCCAUCGGUAUCCGUGACUGCGAUCCCAAGGGUCCCCUCAUGUUGUACGUCUCCAAGAUGGUGCCGACGUCCGAUAAGGGCCGGUUCUACGCUUUCGGUCGUGUCUUCUCCGGUACCGUCCGCUCCGGCCUGAAGGUCCGCAUCCAGGGCCCCAACUAUACCCCCGGCAAGAAGGAAGACUUGUUCAUCAAGGCUGUGCAGCGUACCAUUCUCAUGAUGGGCCGUUUCGUCGAGCCCAUCGAGGAUGUCCCCGCUGGUAACAUUCUCGGUCUGGUCGGUAUCGAUCAGUUCCUGCUCAAGUCUGGUACCCUCACCACCAAUGAGACGGCACACAACCUCAAGGUUAUGAAGUUCUCCGUCUCCCCCGUCGUGCAACGUUCCGUCGAGGUCAAGAACGCCCAGGAUCUUCCCAAGCUCGUCGAAGGUCUCAAGCGUCUGUCCAAAUCCGAUCCUUGCGUCCUCACCUACAUCUCUGAUUCCGGUGAACACGUCGUUGCCGGUGCUGGUGAGUUGCACUUGGAGAUUUGCUUGAAGGAUCUUGAGGAAGAUCACGCCGGUGUCCCUCUCCGCGUCUCCGACCCCGUCGUCCAGUACCGUGAGACGGUCAACAGCACCUCGAGCAUCACCGCUCUGUCCAAGUCGCCCAACAAGCACAACCGUCUCUAUGUCACUGCUCAGCCCCUUGACGAGGAGGUUGCCCAGGCUAUUGAGUCUGGUCAGAUCGGGCCCCGUGACGAUUUCAAGGCCCGCGCCCGUAUCCUCGCCGAUGAGUAUGGUUGGGACGUCACCGAUGCCCGUAAGAUUUGGUGCUUCGGCCCCGACACCACUGGCGCCAACUUGCUCGUUGACCAGACCAAGGCCGUUCAGUAUUUGAACGAAAUCAAAGACUCCGUCGUGUCUGGCUUCCAGUGGGCAACCAAGGAGGGCCCUAUCGCCGAAGAGCCCAUGCGUUCCAUUCGGUUCAACAUCAUGGACGUUACUCUCCAUGCUGAUGCUAUCCAUCGUGGUGGUGGUCAGAUCAUUCCUACUGCUCGCCGUGUGUUGUACGCCGCUACGCUGCUCGCCGAACCGGCUCUCCAGGAGCCCGUCUACCUCGUCGAGAUCCAGGUGCCCGAGCAGGCAAUGGGUGGUAUCUACGGUGUCCUUACCCGCAGGCGUGGUCACGUCUUCGAGGAGAACCAGCGUGUCGGCACGCCCCUCUUCAACGUCAAGGCUUACCUUCCCGUCAACGAGUCGUUCGGUUUCACUGCCGAUCUGCGAUCACACACUGCCGGUCAGGCCUUCCCUCAACUGGUCUUCCAUCACUGGCAGAUUCUCCAGGGUGGAUCGCCGCUUGAUGCCUCGACGAUGCCUGGUAGGAUCGUUUCCGAGAUGAGGAAGCGCAAGGGUAUCAAGGUCGAGGUGCCCGGUGUUGACAACUACUAUGACAAGCUAUAGAGAACAGGUAUCAAAAGUUUUAGAUUCCUUUUUCUCUCGAUCAUUGCCAAUCUGCAUACUUCGCGCGCUCAUCGGCGGUCGCUCGAUACCAGAAACAGGUCGUCCUUGCGUAUUCAGAGCGUGGACAUUAUGACCCGCCAGUUUUCAGGGUCGAACCUUUCAGGUCCAGCUCAAGAGACUGGCAAUGAUCCAUUGGCUUUUAGCUUGUUCUUGUGUGAUGUGGACAAAGGAAGAUUCAAUGUUAUGCCCGUCGUAUCAAACCUCGUAUUUCCACUUGUGAUGUUCCUUUGCUGGGUGUUGCUGCAUUCCCAGACACAGCACGGCGUGGCUGGAUUUGUUGCCAUUCUCCCCUUUCGGCCAGAGGGGUAUGCUUUGUGCGCCUCCCUCUCUGUCAAUC